GUCAUAUCUCUGCAGGGAGCUGUGAGGGGUCCACAGCCCAUCCUGGAAGCCUGGAUAUGGAUGUGGUGACCUAUGACGAUGUUCACAUAAGCUUCACUCCGGAGGAAUGGGCUUUGUUGACUCCUUCCCAGAAGAGUCUCUACAAAGAAGUGAUGCUGGAGACCUACAGGAACCUUACUGCUGUAGGUUAUAAAUGGGAAGACCACAAUAUUGAAGAACAUUUUCAAAAUUCUCAAAUACAUGGAAGGUGAGUUUCAUGUGCCAGCUGCUACAGAUGUACCUUUGA
This is a messenger RNA of Acomys russatus (golden spiny mouse), 286 nucleotides long. RefSeq names its product zinc finger protein 120-like. The transcript is spliced from 3 exons. The record is from RefSeq and is a predicted model, not a curated record. Gene Ontology annotation, biological process: regulation of DNA-templated transcription. NCBI's taxonomy places the organism in Eukaryota, Metazoa, Chordata, Mammalia, Rodentia, Muridae. Bases 57 to 251 code for a protein of 64 amino acids.